UCCUGGCAGCCAUCAUGAAGGGUACGGUCUCGAUCUGCUGCUUCAUCUCCCUGCUUCUUUUGCAGGCCACAGCAGAACAAGAAGAAGAAGAAGACUUCAUCUCCACCCUCAGAGACAGAUCUCAUAUUGACGAAACACUGCGGCUUGCAACAGACGAAAAAGCAGCAGACUAUGCAGCGGCAAUCCAGAAGUUGCGAAAGAUCUACCACACAUCCAUCAAACCAAUGGAGCAGGCCUACAAGUACAAUGAGCUGAGGCAACACGAGAUCUCAGCCUACCCUGGACGAACCCUAGGGGACUCUGCUACAGAUGGAGAGAUUACCUCCAAGCCCAUGGUGCUUUUCCUAGGACCAUGGAGUGUAGGAAAGUCCUCCAUGAUCAAUUACCUCCUGGGCUUAAAUGACAGCCCCUAUCAGCUCUACACAGGGGCUGAGCCUACUACCUCUGAGUUCACUGUAAUUAUGCAUGGGGAGAAGAUCCGUUCCGUUGAGGGUAUUGUUAUGGCAGCAGACAGCUCUCGUUCCUUUUCUCCCCUGGAAAAGUUUGGACAGAAUUUCCUGGAAAAGCUGAUAGGAAUUGAGAUGCCUCACAAGCUGCUGGAACGUGUGACCUUUGUAGAUACACCUGGAAUCAUUGAGAAUCGCAAGCAGCAGGAGCGAGGCUAUCCUUUCAAUGAUGUCUGCCAGUGGUUCAUUGACCGUGCUGACCUGAUUUUUGUGGUGUUUGACCCCACCAAACUGGAUGUCGGCCUGGAGCUGGAGAUGCUCUUCCGGCAGCUGAAGGGUCGUGAGUCUCAGAUCCGCAUCAUCUUAAACAAGGCUGACAAUCUGGCCACGCAGGAUUUAAUGAGAGUCUAUGGAGCACUCUUUUGGAGCUUGGCUCCGUUGAUCAACGUCACUGAACCCCCCCGUGUCUACGUCAGUUCAUUCUGGCCCUACGACUACGCACCUGAUACCAGCCGUGAGCUCUUCAAGCGGGAGGAGAUCUCCCUCCUGGAAGAUCUCAACCAGGUGAUUGAAAACCGCAUGGAGAACAAGAUCGCCUUCAUCCGUCAGCAUGGCAUCCGUGUGCGCAUCCACGGGCUGCUGGUGGACCGCUAUGUCCAAACCUUUAAAGAAAAGAUGAGCUUCUUCAGUGACCCUGAGCUAGUCUUCAAAGAGAUUGUGGAUGAUCCAGACAAGUUCUACAUUUUCAAAUCCAUCCUAGCCAAGACCAAUGUCAGCAAGUUUGAUUUACCCAACCGUGAUGCCUACCGAGACUUCUUUGGCAUCAACCCCAUCGCCAACUUCAAGCCCUUGUCAACUCAAUGCUCCUACAUGGGAGGCUGCCUGCUGGAUAAGAUUGAGAAGGCAAUCACCACUGAGCUGCCUGCUCUUCUGAGUAGCAUUAACUCUGGCAAGCAGCCUGGCUUGUCCUCCUGUGAGGCUACUGGCUGUGGUGAGAAGCCAAAGAAUCGCUAUCGAAAGAACUGAGGAAACAAAAAAAGCUUGAGUGGGGGAAGUGAGGAGAUAGAGGAGGUGAAGGAAGGGGCUCUGGUGGAAGCCAAGCCUGCUUUUGUCAGAAUGCCUGUAUUGUUGAGGAGACAGAGGAAUUGAUGAGAUUAGUGUUUGUUUUUUUCCUCAGGAGAAUAUACUACAUGGAGAUGCAUUUAGGUACUAUAGGAUUGAGACAGACAGCGGGAGGGAAGAGUCAUUGUACGAUAAGGCAGCUUAAGGACACAAGUGCUGAAGAAAUGAGCAUACCACUGAUCACUGAGCUACUUCUUUUUUCUCUCUCUUGGACAAUCACAGAGGACUGUUUGGGAUUUUGGGAUGGGGAAGGGUUGAUGUAAAGAAAAACAAAAAUGGAAAAAUAUCAAUAAGAUCAAAUAAAAAUUGAAAAUCCUGAGACUGAUACCAGUCCGAAACCAGCUCCCUUGUAUGUGAAUGAAACAGGAAACAGGAGUUGCAAAUUUUUUGUUGUAAAAUUUUAAGAACUGCAUUAUCAGGUCAAUUCCAUUUGCUUCAGACUCCGUUUUCCAAGUAGUGUAUUUGUGGGUGUUACACAAAGUCUUUGUCAUCCAAACUUUUGCUUUUGAUGUAGAUUAACGUUAACUUUGCAUGUUAGAUGUAACAUCAUGUUAUUUAACAGAUGAGUUUUGGUGCAUGUAUUUUCCUUCUAACAAACUCAAUGUUACAUUUCCUGAACCAACCCUGUCAUGCAAAAUAUGAGGCCUUAUUUUCUAAGUUUUAUAUGCUCAUUAGUCUUGGUUGUUGACAACCUAUGGAGUGAGCACUGUGACUGAAGCAGAGGUCAGGGUUCAAGGAUCAGAGUCUUCUGCGUGGGUUGGGUAUGUUCAUUCUGCUUCACCUCUUAACUGUUCUUACUUGUGUUUGUUUGAGUCUAUAAAUUUGCCAGUUUGGCACAAAUCCAAUACUGUGUUAUGAUUGUUUUUCCAACAGCGAUAAGCUUCCCAGCUUUUUUUAGCUGACUGACCAUAAAAAUAACACAUGUAAGGAUGUGUUAGAAUUAUAGCUGUUUCAUUCAUUUAUUCUGCAAAUAAGCACGCUUUUCAUUUUCUGUAUAAAUUUCUCAAAUGGGCAUUGGAGUUAACUGUGUAUAUGUAUUGAAAAUCCUGCUGAGCCAUUUUACAAACCUUCAAAAUCAUAAUUAGGCAUUAAUGAAAAUGUAUUUGUGAGCUGACUCCCAGUUUUCUUGAAUUGCAAAAAGAGGCUUAAAAAUAAUGAAGUGGAGGACUGAUGAGUUGACCCCUGACCUCUGUGGAAAGAAGAAAGCUCCAAAAUAAUGACUCCAUCACCCAGGCACAGCUCAAGUAGUUUGGAGAAAUAUAUGUAUAUGCUAUAACUUCAAGUUCUUAUGUAAACCUACCUCAAUAAAUUUCCCAGGAGUGCGGCAUGAGGAUAUUUAUAAAAUACAGUGAGACGUUAAUCCUAGAGAACAGGUAGGUAGUAAUUAAUAGAAUUGCAAAAAAA
Molecule: messenger RNA, 2972 nt
Organism: Sphaeramia orbicularis (orbiculate cardinalfish)
Lineage: Eukaryota; Metazoa; Chordata; Actinopteri; Kurtiformes; Apogonidae
Gene: srlb
Product: sarcalumenin
Exons: 7
Coding region: 15-1472 (485 amino acids)
Molecular function (GO): GTP binding
Source: RefSeq, a predicted model, not a curated record